AUGGCUGAUCCGCAAGAACCUGCGGAGCUUGCAGGAGAAGGUGAUCUUCGGGAGGACAAAGGCAUGCGUCAAGAAGACUCCACCCGUGCCCCCAUGGCAGAAGCAGAGCAAGCUACGGCAAUUGUCAACGAAGACAUGGACUCGAGAACCUCCCUCGCUGGUCGCAAGAGAAACCUGCAGGGGUUGGGCCACGGUGACAAGGAAAACGGCGAGGAGGUGGAUGAUGAGAGACUGCGAAAGCGUGUCAAGGACCAUCAAGAUCCUCCACUCGAAGGAGGAUUGGUGGCCGGUAUCACUUCACCACCUCUGGAGGUCUUAUCAGUUGCACAGGCUGAAGCUGAUACUGGACACCAAUCUUCUGCUAGUGAGCCGUCCGUGUUCAAACUUCUGCAGGAGGAAUCGCAGAAGAGCCAAGGCCCUGGGGCAGAGUCACACUCGAUCUUUAAUCUUAUGGGUAAGGGUCCUAGAGACUCCGCGCCAAACGGAAGCACAAAGUCGGCAGCUGUGCCUUCUGCCUCAUGGAAUGGAGGUAUUUCGACCGGACUACGGACUUCUUUUGCAGGCAAAGCACGAUCAUCAUUUGGCCUCAAAAGUACUACAACACCUGCGCUUGUAUUUCAAGAUACUGUCACGUCAGCAGAUCCUGUUGGUGGAGUUUCUGGUACUUCUUCAGUGCUCUCUACAUAUGCCGAAUCUCCUAUUGUUCCUUCGUCUAGCGAGCUCAACAAAGAAGAACAGGACAAUCUCGAUAGUGAGGAGAAGAAACUCCAUCUGAAGGCUAUCUUUGCUCAGUUCAGAGAACCGGCAGCCAGCAAGGUUGUAAUGCCGCCUGUCAAUAAUGACAAAAAUGCUACAGGUGCAACUUCCAGAUACACUGCGAAAGUAGAUGACGACCGAGCCCAGUCAUCUACUGCUGGCCAGGAUCAACACGUACCGUUUCGGAAGCUGAAAAAGGCCGCGAGAGAUAAUCUGAGUCCUGUAGACCGGUUGCAAUACAACGCUGCCCUAAAGGCACAUAAUGUCGCGAAGCGGGAGAAACGGGAGCGAAAACGAGGUCUAAAAUCUAAAGAACAACCAGCCUCGUCCCUCGAGGAAUCCGAAGUGUCAACAGGUUCCCAGAGUCUUGAGGGCAAGUCGCCUAAUCCAAUCCUUAUCACCUCUGAUAGCGAAGGACACCAGGACGAGGAGAAUGCCACCAAAUUGGAUAUCAGUCAGACUGGACUGAAACAGCCAGCGCCAUUUGUGAAGCUAACCAAAAAUCAAAUCAAAUUGCUGAAUGAGGAGCAGCUUGAGGAGUAUAAUCGUUCUGUCAAUACUCAGCUGGCCCAAAAGAGGCUUGAGAAAAAAGCCAUGAAAGCCCAAUCAAGAAUUGAGGAGCUUCAACAAGCUAGCGAGAAGGUAUCGGUUGCAUUCACAAAAACAUCUUCUCCAUCCUACACCUUUCCAACCAGCCUUACGAAGAUGAUUGAAUCGGGAAAGACAUUUUACGCUCGCAAACUGCCUGCAGUGCCCGAAUAUGGGAACAAGAAUGGUAGCUGGAAGCUGUACGAAAUACUAAGCACAGAUGCCAAACCUCUGCAAAUCCAUGACGUAUCGUUCAACAGGUUUGCUCCGUACUUCUUGAGCUGUUGGAAGGCUGAUUGGAGCUCCAUGACCCAGAAGGUUCUUACUGCAGCAUUUAGUAUAUAUGUCACAAAUUACUAUGGCCAUCUGAUCGGUGUCGGCUCUGCACUUGAGAGUUGUCGCACAACAGCCUCAGCUUCCGAUGCCAUCACUCUCAAAGAUGCUAAAGUGUUGGCAAAUCAGCUCCUGCAACAUUCAGGUCCUCCGCAAACAUUACAGACAGUUCCCCUAACCAUCCAGCCGGAGUCUGUCAACAUAUCUGAUCCUGGCAUCUCUAAGCCAUAUGUCAACAACGACACUGACACGAUGAUGGAAGAUGCGGCAGAUACUGUUGCCUCGAACGCUGGUCAUGAGGUGGCUUUCGCGAACCCCCCAGAUGCCGACGAAGAGCCAAUCGAUUUUGACCUGCGUCAAGCAGAAUUGUAUCUCCAACAGAGAUAUUACCCAUCAUCGGAUCUGAACAUCAUGCAUUGUCUUGCAUGCUCAAAGACUGGCCACAAGACUCUGGAGUGCCCUUUGAUGAAGUGUAGUAUCUGUCAAACCAGGGGUAUCCAUUCGGAAGCCAUGUGCCCUCAGAAGAAGCGCUGCAACAGGUGCAGAGAACGAGGCCAUCAAACCGAGGCUUGCAAAGAAAAGUUGUCGCUGCCCAAGUCUGAGAUGUCUUGUGAUAUAUGUCACUCCCCAGAUCACUUGGAAAUGGCAUGCCAUUAUGUCUGGCGCAGUUUUGAUCCAAGACCAGAAGAAAUCUUCACCGUUCAGAACAUUCCCGUCGAAUGCUACAUUUGUGGUAACUCCGAUCACUUUGGACCCGAAUGUGGACUGCAUAGAGGUGUCGCCCUUUCUGGGGGUCUCACAUGGUCAAAGCAUAAUUUGAGUAUGUAUGUCGACCCUUCAAGCAAUAACCGUGCAAUAUCUGCUGGAAAGGACUAUUCAAUACCACCUAAAGGACCAAAGAGGGGUAACGCGAACGAUCCCAUCACUAUUGAUGAGGAGAGUGAUGCUGAACCCUUCAUUCGUCCCAAGGUCUUGCCUUCGCACCCGAAAGGCGGAAAGAUUCAGGUGCAACCAGUGCAGCAGAAUCAACAGGCAGCAACGAAAAAUGGAAAGCAGAACAAAAGCUGGCAGCCAGCUCCACCAUCCCCUCCCUACCAGCGUCAUCCGAACCCACCGAGAGCCUCGCGGCCAGACUUCGGAUUUGACUACCCCUUCAAUAAUGCUUCUCAGAAUCCUCCUUUAGGACCACGAGGUGGAGGGCCUAACAACUUUGGAGAUGCCAAUCGAGGUGGGAGGGGAGGAAGAGGAAUAGGCAGAAGGGGUGGUGGCGUACCAACCAGAGCAGAACGACGCCGCAUGGCAAAUCAAGCCGGUGCCUAG
Cadophora gregata is the source of this 2997-nucleotide messenger RNA. RefSeq lists its product as uncharacterized. Gene Ontology annotation, molecular function: zinc ion binding; nucleic acid binding. The transcript is spliced from 2 exons. Bases 1 to 2997 code for a protein of 998 amino acids. The record is from RefSeq and is a predicted model, not a curated record. NCBI's taxonomy places the organism in Eukaryota, Fungi, Ascomycota, Leotiomycetes, Helotiales, Ploettnerulaceae.